AUGAGUCUGAAAGGCUUGGGCAAGAGUUUUGCGCGAGCACCGCAAACAUUCAAAGCACGCUUCAAUAUUGGAGAAAACACUAAGGAUCCCGUCUACAUUGAUGCCGAGCGAAGAUUCCAAGAAUUGGAAAAGGAAACCAAGAAACUGCACGAUGACUCCAAGAAAUACUUUGACGCUAUCAAUGGAAUGUUGAACCAUCAGAUCGAAUUUUCCAAAGCAAUGACCGAAUUAUACAAACCCAUCUCGGGCCGGGCCUCGGAUCCGAGUACGUACACCAUUGAAGGCAACCCCGCAGGAAUUCAGGCGUGCGAAGAAUACGAGGCAAUUGUGCGAGACUUGCAAGAAACACUGGCGCCUGAGCUUGAGAUGAUCGAUACGAGAAUUAUUAGCCCGGCUAAUGAGCUUCUCGACAUUAUCAAAAUUGUCCGAAAAGUGACUGUCAAGCGUGAACACAAGAAACUGGACUACGACAGGCACCGGGCAGCACUCAAGAAGCUUGAAGAGAAAAAAGACAAGUCAUUAAAGGACGAAAAAGCGCUGUACAAGGCAGAAAGCGAUGUGGAUCAAGCAACGCAAGAAUACAAUCAUUACAACGACCUGUUGAAGGAGGAAUUGCCGAAGCUUUUUCAGUUAGAAGCUGAGUUUAUUAGACCGCUAUUCCAGUCUUUCUACUACAUGCAACUGAACGUGUUCUAUACGCUGCAUGAGAAAAUGCAGGGCGUCAAUAUUGGCUACUUCGACCUAACGCGCGAUAUUGAGGAGGCGUACGAGGCCAAGAAAGGAGACGCAAAGGAGAGAGCCGAAGAACUCACCAUUGUGCAUUACAAAACUGCUGGCGGUCGUAAAACUUCCAGAUUAGCUUCUGCCAAGGAGAAGCUCUCUUCCGAGAACAGAUUUAGUUCUUCAUCACUUCGCAGAUCCUCAGACGCUACAGAAAAGCCUCCUCCACCAUAUUCACCUAGCGGCGCCGCAGGCACGACUCUAAUCGGCCGUGCGAACAGCACUGUUAGUAGCAGUCUAGCUGCAGCAGCAAAAGGCAAGCCAGCUCCGCCACCACCGAAACCGAAACCAGGCUUCUUGUCCAAGCCGAAUGUUGAGACUGUGACUGCGUUGUAUGACUACGAGGCUCAAGCACAUGGUGAUCUCAGCUUUUCAGCCGGUGAUGUUAUUGAGAUCAUUCAACGUACGAGCAAUGAAAAUGAAUGGUGGACAGGAAAGGCACAUGGGAAAGAAGGACAAUUCCCAGGAAACUAUGUCAAGCUCAAUUAA
Messenger RNA from Talaromyces marneffei, 1269 nucleotides. RefSeq lists its product as uncharacterized. Gene Ontology annotation, cellular component: actin cortical patch; Rvs161p-Rvs167p complex; mating projection tip. Gene Ontology annotation, molecular function: protein binding; lipid binding. The record is from RefSeq and is a predicted model, not a curated record. The transcript has 3 exons. NCBI's taxonomy places the organism in Eukaryota, Fungi, Ascomycota, Eurotiomycetes, Eurotiales, Trichocomaceae. Gene Ontology annotation, biological process: actin cortical patch localization; plasma membrane tubulation; endocytosis. Bases 1 to 1269 code for a protein of 422 amino acids.